Messenger RNA from Emiliania huxleyi CCMP1516, 915 nucleotides. RefSeq lists its product as hypothetical. NCBI's taxonomy places the organism in Eukaryota, Haptophyta, Isochrysidales, Noelaerhabdaceae. The record is from RefSeq and is a predicted model, not a curated record. The coding region runs from base 1 to 915 and encodes 304 amino acids. The transcript has 6 exons.
AUGCCGCCGGACGACGCGGCCGAGGCGCAUUCGGCCGCCGCCAGGGCUGAGCGCGCCGCCGUGGCGGACGCUGCGCGUGCAGCGGCGCUGCAGGUGGCGGACGCGGCGCGCCAGAGCUACGAGCGAGGCAAGGCUGUCGCCGCUUCGCUCUGCGCUGCGAUCGCCGACACGGACGCAAAGGCGUCGGCCGCAGAGGCGCUCUGCGAGAGGCGCGGCGCCGAGCUGAGCGCCGAGCGGCUGACUGAGCUGGCCAGGCGGGAGGGGGAGGACGCGAGGCGGCGGCUCGAGGAGGUUGCGACCCGAGGGUGGGAGCUCGCGGGCCGGAUGGCGGCGGCGGCAGCUGCAAACGCCGCCCUUUGGGACGAGGGCUCCAGUGGUAGCAAUGGUCAGGCUCGCAAUGGUUGGCUUCCAGGGCGAGGCACGCCAGGCCUCGAUGCCGCUGCGUCGGCGGGGCUUCGAAAGCUGAGGGAAGUACCGGCGUCGACGGUCUCGAGCGCUGCCGUCUCCGAGCGAGGGAUGGAGGCGUUGUGGGAGGUGAUCGAGGCGGCGGCGGCGCAGCUGCUUGGGGUGGCGGUAGAGGCGGCCGAGGAGCGGUUGCGUGGCGCAGCUUCCAUCACGGCAGCAUCUGAUGCGCUACUCUCCGAGCUCGCGGCGGCGGAGGAGGCGCAGGCGGCCGGCGAGGCCGAGGCACGCACCCUCCGCUCGCGUCUCUCUGUGGCGGCGCUCGCCGCCGCUGCCGAGGGGGAGGUGUCCGCGGCGCUGCGCGCUGACCUCGACCGAGAGCGCGCACGCUUGAAACGCGAGUUUUGCGCCGUCCACUCUGCGCUCGCGGACGAGCAGGCGAGCGCGUGCGCGCUGCAGUUUGAGAUGGCCGCGGCUUCGCAGGUCACCAUCCCAACUAAAAAUCACGCAUGA